UAGCCAAGGGCAGUUCUACUGGGAUGGGAACUCUCCGAAUUGCUAACUGGCUGUUCUUGUUCACCGUCUGAAGAGACAUGAAGCCUGGAGGGUGUCUGAUUUUCCUUUUCAUGGGCAUCGUUUUGCUGGAUCUCGUAAUUGGCCAAGCUUCCCCCUUCAAGACAAAUAAGCACACCAAGCGGAGACUCAAAGAGAAAAAUGGUGACCUUAAGAGCCAAGUUGAGAAGCUUUGGAAAGAGGUAAAUGCACUGAAAGAAAUGCAAGCCUUGCAAACAGUCUGCCUUCGUGGAACAAAGAUCCACAAGAAAUGCUACCUGGUCUCUGAAGGUGCAAAACAUUUCCAUGAAGCCAACGAAGACUGCAUUGCCAAAGGUGGGACCCUAGCUAUUCCCAGAGAUGGAGAUGAAACCACAGCCCUGAGAGAGUACAGCAAGAAGAGCUUGCCAGGGGUGGCAGACUUUUGGCUUGGCGUCACUGACAUGGUAAACGAAGGCAAAUUCGUGGACGUCAAUGGAAUGGUCCUGAAUUACUUCAACUGGGACCGUUCACAACCCAACGGGGGGAAGCGUGAGAACUGUGUCUUGUUUUCUCAGCCAGGUGAAGGAAAAUGGGCGGAUGAGGUUUGUCGUACCAUUAAACGUUAUAUUUGUGAAUUCCUGAUCCCUUAGACCUCUUUCCAACCAUGGCUGUUGGAAGGUGUGCUGAAAUGACAGCUUGCGAGAUUUGCCAACCUUGAGGAAAAUAUCUAUUGCAAAAAUCUGGGAGUGAAGUUCUUAGCCACUCAUGGUUGGAGGGGGGGAAAAAUGGAAUUAUCACAGAUAGGCAGUUGAGUUGCAGUUUCUGGAGUUUUUCCUGAGAUUAGCUUGCUGUUUGAACACGGAUUUGAUGGGCCUUGAAUUGUAGCAGACAUACUCCUAAGAUCCCUUGUCUAGUUAGAGUGAGAUACGUUCAGCUUUGUCUAGUUAAGCCAAUGAGAUACAUUUUGCUUUCAGAUAAUGGUCUUCUCAUUACAUUAUUUUGCUUCUGAAUCAUUCUAAUUUUCUUUAGUUCCUUGAUCUCUCUUGUCCACCCCAGCUCAAAUUUUACAAUCUGGUUCUUGGUCUGAAUCUUGACAGACCAUCCUAUUUCUUGGAAAAUGAAUUCAUAUCUUGGUUAAACACUUUGGUUUGAUCGACUCACCGUCCCAUCGAUCAAAUGAAGAUUGAAAUGCUGUAUUGUCCUUGAGAGGCCAGUUUAACUUUUGUAGAGUAUUUUACUUUUAAAGUCCAAGUUUAAGGUCUUUAUCUUGUUAUUUUUGAACGAUUUCUAAUGUUUGAGAUAUAUCUUCAUCUAUAGAAAUGAAUGUUUAAAAUUAUUGUAGGAGAAGGACAAAAAACAAAUCUUGGAAUGGUGAAUAGCAUCUUAAGUUGUCAGUCAAUAGAUAAUGGUAGAUCUGGACAACCCUCGCCUUUGAAAUGUAAUCUCUCAACAUGCUUUACUGCUAGUGCAGAUAGAUCUUUUUCUAUAAACUUCAUAAAAUUUAAUAAAGUUAUUUUUAACAGCACUAAA
Messenger RNA from Pantherophis guttatus, 1548 nucleotides. It is a transcript of the gene CLEC3A, whose product is annotated as C-type lectin domain family 3 member A. The record is from RefSeq and is a predicted model, not a curated record. Lineage: Eukaryota; Metazoa; Chordata; Lepidosauria; Squamata; Colubridae. Gene Ontology annotation, biological process: ossification.